Pundamilia nyererei is the source of this 2113-nucleotide messenger RNA. Its product is annotated as CASP8 and FADD-like apoptosis regulator. Bases 335 to 1702 code for a protein of 455 amino acids. The record is from RefSeq and is a predicted model, not a curated record. Lineage: Eukaryota; Metazoa; Chordata; Actinopteri; Cichliformes; Cichlidae. The transcript has 10 exons. Gene Ontology annotation, molecular function: protein binding; cysteine-type endopeptidase activity. Gene Ontology annotation, biological process: regulation of apoptotic process; proteolysis.
GACUUCAUUUGUGGGUGUGGUCUACUAUUUUUCUUUGCUUUCGCUUUACGUUGGAUUAGACAGAGUGCGUUGCGCAGUUUUUGUAAAAGGACAGAAUCAGGAAUUACUUAUAUGGUAAUAUAAGUAAUUACCAUAUUACCAGCGGAUCCUCGCUGGUUUCGUUUUACGUUGGGGAGUAUUUGGUAAAUCCCCUUCCUCGCGUUUUUAGGCGGUGCGUCAUUAUAUAGUUUUCCUUCUUCUGAUUUGCUACGUGUUUGUUGCAGGACUCUUUUCGGCUUUGACUAUAAUUCUUUAUUAAGGGCUCAUCUCCUCUUAAAGUUUUACCAAAGUCCACAUGGCUGUUCCGGAUCAAUUUCAGCUACUUGCUAUAAAUGAAAUCGCGGAAGCUCUCAGCAGCAAUGAACGCAGUAGGCUCUUCUAUUUAUGUGAAAGCUUGGACACGGACCACAGUGUGGCUUGUAUGAAGGAGAUGCUCAGAUCAAAAGUGACGCAGCAUCAAAACGCUCACCUGUUUCUGGCAGAGCUCAUGUGGCGUUUGGGGCGUUUGGAUAUCCUAAGGAAGGUGUGCAAAGUCAACAGGGAUGACUUGGAGAGGACCAGACAAAUGGUCCCACGUUUCAGAGUAUUGAUGACAGAACUAAGUGAGGAGCUGGACACUGAAGAUUUGGACAGUAUUAAAUUCCUGUUAAGCUGCAAAUUAUCUCGUGAAAAGCUUGAGAAGACAAAGAGUUUUCUGGAUAUCAUUGUUGAACUUGAAAAGCUGGAUUCAGUCUCUCCAGAAAGACUUGACUUCGUAGAGGACUGCUUGACAAACAUUGGCAGGAUCGAUCUAGUCAAAAAACUGACCACUUACAAGAAUUCAGCUGGGGCACCCGAACAGCAGCUAAAUUUGUCUCUGCAGCAACCCCGUAGAAUUUCUCAUGUCACACAAGAGCGCCGCAUUGUAGAAGUGAGCCCACGAUCAGGUGCCUGUCUAGAGCCGAGCUCUGAGAGUCAGCCAGAUUGCUAUAAAUUUAACACUAAUCCCAGAGGACACUGUGUGAUCAUAGACUGCGUGGGUAAUGAUGGAGAAAAAUUGGAACAAACAUUUAAGGCGCUUCGCUUCAGCGUGAAUCUCCACCAGUAUCUGAGUUCUGAUGAGGUGUUUUCAGCUCUCGAAAAUAUUCUCGAUAAGAUGGAGAAACUCAGAAAUGAUAGCUUUGUGUGCUGCAUCAUUAGCCGUGGCACAGAAAGUCAACUUUUGGGCACAGAUUCGACUGGCAAUGGAUUUUCUAUCAACGAGGUCAGGCGUCUUUUCAAUGCUAACAGAUGCCCGUUGUUGGCGGGCAAGCCCAAACUUUUCUUCAUCCAGAGAUACAACGUACCUAAGUUGUCCCUGCGCCCCAGGAUGAACCCGGACGAUGGGCACCUCGAGACAGAUGGCUGUGAUGGGGCUGUCACAGCAGCUAUUCCUAUGGAUGCAGAUGUGUUCUGGAGUCACUGCUGGACAGAUGAGUGUCAGCUGGAAGAAGAGGAACAUAGCUCUGUGUAUGUGAAGGCUCUGACAAAUGCUUUAAACAAAGCCCAAAACAGGAAAAUUAAGAUUGAUGAUAUUCAAAUGGAGGUGAACAACGUCGUCUUUGAACACAGCAGAAGUAAUCCUCAAGCCAGCUACCACCUUGAUGUAAAACACACCCUGAGGAGAGAUCUGUACUUACAAUAAAGAAUUUAUUUACUUUUUAUUUGCUAAACACCGUGAAGUAUCUGGCACCAGUACUGGUGUUACAGAUAGGCCUUAGAGUCACUGUGCCUCCUCAGCUGAAUUGUGCUGAUACCCUUAUGUAACUAGAUGUUAAAUUCAGUUAGUGUGGGGACGAAAAAGUUAAACAGCCACACUGAUAAUUAGUUAAGGCAGCUCGAACUCAAGUUAAUUAUUUGCUUAGCAGUAACUUAGUGCUUUUGCAGCACUGAGGAGGCCACUGACUUUAUAGCGGAGGCACCUGUUCAGGUCCUGUUUCCUUGUGAUAAAAAAAAUAGGACAUUCAUCAGCUUGCGCAGCUAAACUAUACUUGUGGACUUCUUAAUCUUUGAAUGCAGGUGUCUCCAUCCCAAUGCCCCGGGUCUCCAUAAUCAU